Poeciliopsis prolifica (blackstripe livebearer) is the source of this 842-nucleotide messenger RNA. RefSeq names its product troponin T2e, cardiac (gene tnnt2e). The record is from RefSeq and is a predicted model, not a curated record. Gene Ontology annotation, biological process: regulation of muscle contraction; sarcomere organization; cardiac muscle contraction. NCBI's taxonomy places the organism in Eukaryota, Metazoa, Chordata, Actinopteri, Cyprinodontiformes, Poeciliidae. Gene Ontology annotation, molecular function: troponin I binding; troponin C binding; tropomyosin binding. Gene Ontology annotation, cellular component: troponin complex.
UCAGAAGAAGCUCCACCUGGAGUAGAAGAGCCGCCUAUCUCCAAGACUGAAGAGCCUGCAGAAGAAGAGCAUCCAGCUGCAGAUGAAGAUGAAUCCAAGCCCAAACCAAAGGCGUUCGCUCCGACGAUCACCGUUCCAAAGAUACCAGAGGGGGAAAAAGUCGACUUUGACGACAUCCACAGGAAGCGUCAGGAGAAAGAUCUGUCUGAGCUGCAGUCUCUGAUCGAGGCCCACUUCAUCCAGAGAAAGAAGGACGAGGAGGAGCUCAUCUCUCUUGUUAACAGGAUUGAGAAACGUCGUGCUGAGAGGGCUGAACAGCAGAGGAUCCGCGCCGAGCAGGAGAAAGAGAGGCAGAAUCGUUUGGUUGAAGAAAAAGAGAGGAAGGAACAAGAGGAGGCUCGUAAGAAGCAAGACGAGGACGCCAAGAAAAAGGCCCUGACUAACAUGACUCAGCAAUAUGGUGGCCAGCAAAGGCAAGACGGAAGGAAGGGAGCAAAGAAGCAAACGGAGGAAAAGAAGAGAAAGAUCCUGGCGGAGCGGAGGAAACCGCUCAUCAUCGACCAUCUGAACGAGGACAAGCUGAAGUGAAAGGCCGGUGAGCUGUGGCAGUGGCUGAUGACGCUGGAAGCGGAGAAGUUCGACUUCACCGAGAAGCUCAAGAGACAGAAAUACGACAUCAACUUGCUCCUGAAUCGGGUUCAGGCCUCCCAGAGCGCCAAAGGAAGAGGCAAGGCCAAAGGCAGGGUGAGAUGAACGCCCCGACCAGACGAGACGCCCGAGCAGGAGUUUGCGUCGCAGCAAAACACCAGAUGACCGAAAUAAAGCACCAUUUCUGGGUUUUA